AUUGGUUCCCAAGUCAGGUCUGAGGCGCACCUAGCUGUAGCUUGUCUCCUUCCUCUUUCUACUCAUUCAUUAAUUUAUUAACCAAGACGAUGGUGGAUAUGAAGCAGCGUUAAAGUCUUUAUUUUAAGGCGUGCUGUCCCAGCUCUUUUCCGGCCGGACUUUCCUCUAUAUAUAUCACCUUGAGCUUAUUUCUGCUCUUGCCUUGCUCAGUGUCUCUCAGGGACUCUCAGCCUGCUCUCCCUCUGUGCUAAAACAACUUCUGCACUCACCAAAUUCAAGAACCAUGGCCCAGCAACAACAGAUAAGUCUACCAGCCAAACUGAUCAAUGGAGGGAUUGCAGGCAUGGUAGGAGUCACCUGUGUGUUCCCAAUCGACUUGGCCAAGACGCGCUUGCAGAACCAGCGCAGUGGGCAGCAAAUCUACAAGAACAUGAUGGACUGCCUAGUGAAGACAGUUAAAUCUGAGGGCUACUUUGGCAUGUACAGAGGUGCUGCAGUAAAUCUAACCCUGGUAACCCCAGAGAAAGCCAUCAAACUAGCUGCUAAUGAUUUCUUUCGCCACAUGUUGAGCAAAGAUGGUGGUAAGUUGACAGUGUUCAAGGAGAUGUUGGCGGGAUGCUGUGCGGGGAUGUGCCAGGUCAUUGUCACCACACCCAUGGAGAUGCUCAAGAUCCAGCUGCAGGAUGCAGGCAGGAUAGCUGCCCAGCAGAGAGUGAUGCCCGCUGUUGUAACAACUCUGAAGAUGGGCAGGGCCAGCGCAGUUCUUAGCCGUUCCUAUAACACCGUCCCUGGGCCUCAAGCCAUGCGAACUUCUGCCAUACAGAUCACCAGAGAGCUGCUGAGGACCAAGGGUGUUACAGGACUAUACAGGGGUCUUGGGGCCACAUUGAUGAGGGACAUCCCGUUCUCUGUUGUGUACUUUCCUCUUUUUGCACAUGUGCACCAGCUUGGCCAGCAUUCAUCUGACGACCCAUCCGUCCCUUUCUAUUGGUCCUUUUUGUCUGGCUGCUUGGCUGGAUCCAUCGCCGCUGUGGCUGUCAGUCCUUGUGAUGUUGUCAAAACAAGGCUCCAGUCACUCAGAAAAGGAACUAAUGAAGAAACGUACAGUGGCGUGGUGGACUGUAUCAGGAAGAUCCUGAGAAAAGAGGGUCCUGGAGCUUUCCUCAAGGGAGCUACUUGCCGGGCCCUUGUCAUAGCCCCGCUCUUUGGCAUUGCACAGGUUGUGUACUUUGUGGGUGUUGGAGAGUUCCUGCUGGGGUACACACCCUACAACAUCUGCUCUGCAUAAAAAAAAAAAAAAGCUGUUUCCAACCUUUGCUGGUUUAUUAAAUUACAGCAGCUAUGCCCCGAGUGUAGCAAUGGAUCCAGCUCUUUGUGUACCUUCUUUAUUGUUGGAGGUUUCGAGUAAAAUGCUAAAUGGAUCAUAGAUAUGCCAUUCAUUUUAAAAUGGUCUAAAAAUAUGACUUUAGCAUGAAGAUCUCUUUUUUUAAGAGACUGAGGUUGAAGUUUACCAGUCUGUGCUUCACUGGAUCUUUCUGGGAGACAGAGCUUUCCUCACCUGCCCAGAGCUCUGCUUCAGGGGCACCAGACUAUUCACUGCUUUCUCAGCUUUACUCCAUCACCUGCCUUUCAUUGCAACCCUAAUCUGGUUUUCCAUCUAACUGCUCUAUCUUGGCAACUAUGAGGUGAUGGUAUUUAAUGUUAUGAAGAGACAUAACUGUGCCAAUUAGCAUAAAACAAUAGUGGUAGAACAUUUUUACUUCACUUCCGUCCUGUUUUAAGAGGAUAAAUAAAAAAGGGGCAUAACCUCGUCCCAAAUUCUGUCAGCUAGGGAUGAUGGUUUAGAAAAGAUGAAGAAGAAACGUUUGGUCAAGAGGUCUCCUGUUCCCCGUUCUCGCACCACAUACACAACUGUGAUUGAUCUAAAGUGAAUUUUAGUUUUGAGCGCGCACUGUGAGUCUCUUCUACACAACUCUGUGUAUUUUUUGUUUGUGUUUUUUAACUCUGCAAAUAAAGCCCAACAAGGCCACCUGCAGCUGACUUUAGAGAACCACAUUUUUGUGGUAAAGGAAAUGUUGUUUAAUGGUAAAGACUUUAUUGAUGGAUUCAUUUGGCAUUUGGGACCAAACGUGGAAGAAAAAAGGUGCUACAUGACCUACAUGUAGCCAUGUUCUCUUAGUCUGUUGUGGUUGUCUGUCUGAUUUCUAGCUGUCAGAGAUGCAGGAGCACACACACAAUGACAUGUUAGGCAUUCAGAGGCAGUAAACAGUGUAAUGAUAGAUUCUCUGCCUGCUCGACCUUUUCAUGGGUUAAAGUCAUUUAAACUGUUCUACCAAUGUAAAUAUGCAGGUUUUUCUUCAGUUUUCUCAAACUGUGCAAAGUGGCGCUAAAUUAGAGCAGUUUUUUGUAAAUACAUAAAUGCUGAAUAAAUGUCUGUAAAUGCA
Messenger RNA from Maylandia zebra (zebra mbuna), 2444 nucleotides. Its product is annotated as mitochondrial glutamate carrier 1. The record is from RefSeq and is a predicted model, not a curated record. NCBI's taxonomy places the organism in Eukaryota, Metazoa, Chordata, Actinopteri, Cichliformes, Cichlidae. Gene Ontology annotation, biological process: aspartate transmembrane transport; L-glutamate transmembrane transport; malate-aspartate shuttle. Gene Ontology annotation, molecular function: L-glutamate transmembrane transporter activity; L-aspartate transmembrane transporter activity.